Molecule: messenger RNA, 633 nt
Organism: Pistacia vera
Lineage: Eukaryota; Viridiplantae; Streptophyta; Magnoliopsida; Sapindales; Anacardiaceae
Exons: 2
Coding region: 1-633 (210 amino acids)
Source: RefSeq, a predicted model, not a curated record
AUGGGGCAGUUGGUGAAUUUGAUAUCAAGGAGAGUUCAAGGAACAUUGCCAAGUGACACAGAGAAUAAUCCCAAUGAGCAUGUGAAGGCAAUUACACUAAAAAGUGAAAAGGAAAUUGGGCAUAAAGAGCAAGAGAAAGAGGAAGCACCUAAAAUGCAACUAGACAACAUUGCUAAAAAGUUGCUUGAACCUAAGAAGAUAGAGAUUCAACCUCCUUUCCCUCUUGCAUUGAAGAAGCAGAAAGUUGAUCAGCAAUUUGCAAAAUUUUUAGAUAUUUUUAAGAAAUUGCAUAUUAAUAUUCCAUUUGCAGAUGCUCUUCUUCAUAUGCCUAGCUAUGCAAAGUUCUUGAAGGAGAUCCUUUCCAACAAGAGAAAACUAGAAGAGCGAGAAACAGUAAAACUCAUUGAAGAAUGUGCUAGCAUUAAUUUAAUGUCAUUAUCUGUUUUCAGGAAAUUGGGACUUGGAAAACCAAGGGCCACCAUAGUAUCUCUACAGCUGGCUGACAGAUCAAUUAAAUAUCCAAGAGUUAUUGUGGAGGAUGUGCUUGUCAAGGUAGAUAAGGUUAUUUUUCCUGUAGAUUUUCUUGUGUUGGACAUGGAAGAAGAUGUUGAGAUACCUCUCAUUCUAGGAUGA